Messenger RNA from Dimorphilus gyrociliatus, 2389 nucleotides. Lineage: Eukaryota; Metazoa; Annelida; Polychaeta; Dinophilidae. The record is from the annotation of a GenBank genome assembly.
AAUGGCGGACGGAAGUAGAGCAGACAACGGAACAGUGUUUUCAACAAAGCUGAUUGGUCAACGUUGGGGAAUAUUUCAUAAAUCUAGAAUCGGGUCGUGCAACGGUGAAAGAAUGAGUUCAAUUAACUAUUCUGAAAUUGGCCCUGUUCGCGCAACCGUUACAGAAGUUUGUACAAUCGCGAGCCCUGAUGGAGAAAGGACAGAAUCAAAAAUAUAUAGAUAUGGUGGAAAUAUUGGAAAUAAUGGUUUUUCUCACGGUCAAACACCAGAACAAACCAACUAUUUCGAUAGAUCAAAAAGAUAUUCGAAAGGAUGGGGAGGAUCGAACAGAAAAAUUAAACCAUAUUAUAAUACAUCGUUGGAAAUGAGAGGAAAGAGUUUCGAUGAGGUGAGAUCUAAAUGCUUGAGAGAAGGUCGACUCUUUGAAGAUGGAGAUUUUCCCGCAACCGAUUCAAGCUUGACUUUUCAAGGAAGGCCAAAAAGAGCAAUUGAAUGGAAACGACCGCAUGAAAUUUGCGACAAUCCCAAGUUAUUUGUUGAAGGUGCUAGUCGAUUUGACGUUCAACAGGGGGAAUUGGGCGAUUGUUGGUUGCUAGCAGCCAUAGCCAGUCUUACUUUGCACGAUGAACUUUUAUUUAAGGUUGUACCUCCCGAUCAAUACUUUCAAAGAAGUAACGGCUACUGCGGAGUUUUUCGUUUUAAUUUCUGGCGUUUUGGUGAAUGGACUGAAGUGAUCGUGGAUGAUCGCCUACCCACCUACAAUGGUCAACUUGUGUAUAUGCACUCAAAAGAUCCAGAUGAAUUUUGGACAGCUCUUCUGGAAAAAGCGUACGCCAAACUUGUUGGAUCUUAUGAGGCACUUAGAGGUGGUUCCGCUGCCGAAGCUAUGGAAGAUUUCACUGGGGGUGUUACUGAGUUGUUUGAUAUUCGUCCUAAAACUAGGCCCUCUAAUCUUUGGAAAAUAUUAACUAAAGCCUUUGAACGAAACUCAUUGAUGGGUUGCUCUAUCGAAGCUAUUCCAGGUCAAGUUGAAGCAAGGCUACGAAAUGGCCUCAUAUGUGGUCAUGCUUAUAGUAUAACCUCAGUAAGAAAUGUUGAAGUUGAAUCGUCAACGAGAGUUGCGGUACCGAUGAUAAGAAUACGAAAUCCAUGGGGAAAUGAAGCUGAAUGGUUGGGUGGAUGGAGUGACGGUUCAACAGAAUGGCAAUUCAUUUCUGAAGCUGAGAGGAAGAAAAUCGGUUUAGUUUUUGAUGACGAUGGAGAGUUUUGGAUGUCAUUUCACGACUUUUGCGAAGCUUUCCAUAAAUUAGAGAUUUGUAAUCUUGGACCAGAGUCUCCAUUGGAUUCCAGAAAACACAAAAGAAAAUGGGAAGGGACUAAACUCUAUGGUUCGUGGAGAAAGAACGUAAAUGCUGGAGGUUGCAGAAAUUUUCUAGAAACUUUUUGGACAAACCCUCAAUAUCGGGUAACAGUUACGGAUCCAGAUGAAGAUGAUGAAGAAGAUCUGGGUACAAUAAUUAUAGGACUUAUGCAAAUUGGCCGUCGUAAGUUGCGCAAAGAAGGAAAAGAUUUGCUAACAAUAGGCUACGUUAUUUACGAGUUGAAAGAAACAGUUAACGAACCUCUUGGUAUUCAGUUUUUCAAGUACCAUCAAUCUCAAGCCAGGUCACCGGCCUUUAUUAAUAUGAGGGAAGUUUGUGGGCGCCACAAGCUGAAACCUGGCCAAUAUUGUAUUAUCCCAUCGACUUUUGAGCCAAAUCAUGAAGCCGAAUUUUUGUUAAGAAUCUUCUCGGAAAAAACGAAUACCACCAAUGAAUUAGAUGAAGAAACUUGCGUGACUGAUGUUAAAAUUCAAGUGCCCAUCACUGACACGGAAACGGAACGGCUGAUGAAAUCAGCUUUUAGAAGCAUUUCUGGAGGAGAUUUGGAGAUUGACGCCUAUGAGCUGCAGGCAAUUUUGGAUAAUGCCUUUAAGAAAGAAUUCACUUUUAAUGGGUUUAGCUCGGAAACUUGUAGAAGCAUGGUUGCACUAAUGGACGUUGAUAGGUCUGGAAAAUUGGGUUACGAAGAAUUUAAGAAACUAUGGAUGGAUAUAAGAAUGUGGAAGAGUGUUUUCAAACAAUACGAUAAGGAUAGAAGCGGCACCUUCAAUAGUUAUGAGCUACGUAACGUUUUCCAUGCAGUUGGCUAUAAAAUAAGUAAUUCAACAUUUAACACUCUGGUGAAACGUUAUAGUUAUAGAGACGGAACAAUAUAUUUCGACGAUUUUAUACAUUGCGUAGUUAGAAUGAAGACAAUGUUCGAUAUAUUUACGGAAAUGCAAAGGACUCCUUACGGCAAUGCGGAGUUUGAUCUUGACUGCUUUAUUCAAACAACUAUGUAUUCUUGA